Molecule: messenger RNA, 1260 nt
Organism: Bipolaris victoriae FI3
Lineage: Eukaryota; Fungi; Ascomycota; Dothideomycetes; Pleosporales; Pleosporaceae
Exons: 1
Coding region: 1-1260 (419 amino acids)
Source: RefSeq, a predicted model, not a curated record
AUGGAUACUGUUCGCCAAGGUUGGACCAACGUGAGGCCAGAGGAGGAUGGCCAAGGCUUCACAGAGCGCUCCGCUGAGCGCCGGCAACUUUUUCAAAAUCUCAAAUCACUCCACCGCCAAACGAAGUUGCCUUCGAUUACCUGGGCGUUUCUCCAAAUCGCCGAUAUCGAAGUAAUUCGGGAAGUGGUUCAGAGCCGUUUGGCAUGGCGAUGCUUCGCGGAAGACGAACAUCGCUUGGCAACAGAAAAAAAAGCUUUGGACACGAUUCGGCUCUGGUCCCAGAAACAACCAGAGAAAACCCCGACAGCAGCAAGUGCAACGCCAAUACACUCGCAAUCCAAAACUGUCUCCAACCAACCAACCUCGACAUCCCGCCUUCUCAAUACCAACAUACUAGCCGGAUCCAAGCGAACUCGAUCUGGAAAUGUAAUUGGCGGCCAAGAAUACAGUGUUGGUCGACACGAGGGCGUUCGGUCCAACUGUAAGAAACGGGAUGGAAACCUUUGCGCGGUCACGAGGCUAGCGGAAAUUGACGCCGCUCACAUUUACCCAUGGAGCGGUUUUGGAGGCCAGAAUGAGGAGCGAGUGGUGAAUUUUUGGGAUACUCUGAAGAUGUUUUGGAAAGAAGAAUUGGUGGAAAGUUGGCGUAGUAAGUUGUUUGUGGAUGCUAACAAUCCGAAUCGAGGGACGGAGACAGUGGAGAACAUGAUCUCCCUCUCGGCCACCCUGCACCGAUUUCACUCGGCUGCCCGAUUUGCGCUCCGACCGAUACAACUGUCAGACGACAAGAAAAAUCUCGAAAUCGAGUUUCAUUGGCUUGUUGUUGAAGAGCGCAGUCGCCAUGAAGAGGUGGACAUUAUGGAUGAACCUUUGUCUUCGGCCGGCCGGCGUUCAGCUGGCAAGGGCUACGGCCCCCUCGAUCGGAUUGAUCCCGACAAUGAUACUGCCCGCGAACCAUUAAAAAGCGGAACCAAAUUUACAAUGUCGACCGAUGACCCAGUCAAGCGACCCCUCCCAGAUUCAGGCCUCUUGACAUUGCAAUGGCACCUUCAACGUGUGCUCGCCAUGUCCGGAGCGGCUGAGUGGACGGAGGAGGAUUUUGGCGACGACGAUGACGACAACAAGAACGGACCAGGCGUUACAACUUGCAAUAACGUGGAAACCUGGCUCCAGAACGUCGAGCCUCCGGAAAAUCAUCGUCCAAGCCAAAUUUCUCGGGAAACCGAUUCGGAAGACAGCGUAGAUGGUUCGUUUGAAUAA